Messenger RNA from Drosophila serrata, 2543 nucleotides. Its product is annotated as protein SPT2 homolog. The record is from RefSeq and is a predicted model, not a curated record. Gene Ontology annotation, biological process: transcription by RNA polymerase I; nucleosome assembly. NCBI's taxonomy places the organism in Eukaryota, Metazoa, Arthropoda, Insecta, Diptera, Drosophilidae. Gene Ontology annotation, molecular function: DNA binding; histone binding. Gene Ontology annotation, cellular component: nucleolus.
UAUUCAACUAGCUGUCAGACAAAAACAUUUUUUAUUGCUAAUUCUUAGAGAGAAAUAAGACGGUCCAGCAUGGAUUUCGGGGCGCUGCUGCACAUUGCCAAGAAGAAGGUCGACGAGACCAAGGAACAGCAGCAGCUGGAUGGCAAGUUCUAUAACACUAAAUACUCGCCGCCCAAGAAGGUGAGCAAGGAAAGUAAACAACUUUCCAACAACAUCCAGAAGUUCCUCAAGAAGAAGGAAGCCGAGGAGGCGGAGAAGCGGCGCGAGAAGAACCAAAAGGUUGCCGAACUGAUGGCCAAGCGCGAUGAGAAGUCAAAGAAUAAGAUUCGCAAGAUGCUAAAGGUGACCAAGUCGGCCAACAAGUCAGUGCUAAACGAUUGCAGUGGCACCGGCGCGGAGCACGAGACUGGCGAGGGCCAGGGUGAUGACUAUGGCUACACGUCCAACGAGGCGAAUGCCCUGUACGAGAAGUACCUUGCGAAGGUGCAGCAUGUAGAGGAUAAUAAGAGCUUUGCUCCCAGCCGACCGCAGUCGCUGCGCGACCUCUCCGGCACCAAAGAGCGUGUCAAGGCAGCCAUCGAUCGGGAGCGCCAGGACGCCGAGUCACACACACGUGCAAAGCGCGGCACAAACACUAAUAGCAGCAGCAGCAGCACCGGCACAUCCAAGCCAGCUUCCGGCUCCGGCUCCGGCUCCACCAAGUCCCAAUUGCUUCGUGCCUCCUCGAAGACCCUGUACGAUCCCGAGGCGGAAAAGCGUGAAGAGGAGAACAAGAAACGCCUGGCCGAACAGCAGAACCGAGCAAAGCUGAAGCGUGUAGCUCAGGCGCCGCCCAUGGACUUUCAGGCUCUGCUCCGUCUGGCCGAAAAGAAGCAGCACGAGCCGGUGGUCUUUGCUCAGCCAGAGAAGAAGAAGGAACCAGAGAGGCUGCUCUCCGCCAAAGAGAAGCGCGAAGCGGAGGAGCGACAGCGUUACAGAGAAGAGCGUGCACAGCGCGACAAGUUGCGUGAGAGCGGCGGCGAGAACAAGCCAAAGCCAAGCCAGGGACCCAACCGUAUGGAGCCCAACGGACGCAUACCGAAGCUAUGUCCGACAAAGACCUCACCAGCCAGCACCGAUGCUAAAGCCAAAGCGCCGAUCGCUACCUUCAAGCGGCCCGCCCCUCUACCAGCUAAAGCCUCAAGCUCCAGCGCCAGCUCAAACCCAAGCGCCUCCCAAAGUUCCCAUUCCCCUUCUAGCAAUCGUAAUCCUGUAGCAAGUACAAAGCUCUCCAGCAGCAGCAGCAGCAAUAAUAGUAAGACAGUCGCUUCCGUGGGAUCCAAGCCUGCGGCUCAAGCGCAAAAGCCCAGCUCCAGUGGCAGUAGCUCCAAGAUGCCGCCACUCUCUCGCAAUCCCUAUGCUGCGGCCGUUAAGAACGGGGCUGUGCGCGAAUUUCCGCCCAGAGAUCGUCCUGCGGGGUCGGGAACUUUGGCUAAGAAACCAAAAAUAGCGCCUGUGGAUGCCAAAGGCAGGCCGGGCAAACAACAGCCAAGUGGCAAUAAAAGACGCAUUUGCGACGAUGAUUCCGAAUACGAUUCCGAGCUUGACGACUUUAUUGACGACGGCGACUGCGAGGAGGAUAUAUCUUCGCACAUUCGCAGUAUCUUUGGCUAUGAUAGGCGGCGUUAUAAGGAUCAAGACGACGAUGACCGCGAUAUGGAGUCUAGUUUCGCACAAAUGCAACGCGAAGAGCUUAUAAGCCAAAAGCUGGGCCUGCAAGAAGAUCUCGAAGACAUGCGCAAGGAGGCGAUGCACAAAAAGCAAAAAAUGGCCAGAAAGCGAAGCAAACGCCUCGACGAUGAUUCCGAUGAUGACUAGAUGACCACCUUUUCCACAUGUAAAUCUCAAACAAGAAACCUUAAUCCAAUUGCGAACUGUGCGGCGUUAUCUCAACUGGCGAAUGGCCGUCGCCAGUGGGUAUGCACCAGAUCGACGCUGAAUCAGCAGGACCUGUGCCUUGUGCCUGUUGACGUUAUUUUACACCCGGAAAUGAUAUUCAUUAUAAUUUGAAAUAAGUGUUUUGGUAUAAGGACACGCCCAGGACAGGCGAGGGCAACCACAGAGCACACAAUCCAGGUACAUACUCAUACAUAUUUUAUCAUACCUAAUUUCAUUUGGAAUUCGAUGAAACGCAAACCAAUGCCACACAUACACUCUAUUAAGGCAGGGCAAAUGACCUGCAGGUCUACGAACCCGCAAAAUAAUAUAAUUUGUGGCCUUGACUUGCGUGCAUUUGUGAUUUGCAUUUCCCCCGUCUCACUCUACAAAAGCCUGUUUACACUCCCAGGUUUAUUCAUAUAUAAUAUAAUAUAUAUUUAUAUCAUAUAUAAUAACACCUGGGAGUUUGUAAUCCCUUAUACCAAAAUACCGGACAUCACUUAUUCCAACAGACAUACAGACACCCUUUGGUUAGACCCGAAAAUGCUUUAUUUAUACAAUAAAUUCAACGUCUCAAUAAACUUUUGCACAUUUUUUGUGGCACCUAUUAGUAGAGCUAAAAAAUU